ACUUCAAGCACUUUCUUUCUGCGUGCCUGCUCCAGUGGGACAGUCAGCAGCGUCUGCAAAGAUACCACAAGUCAAAAUGCCUGUAGAUUUGAGCCACUGGACCGGAUCUCUUGCCCUGCAGGAGGUCGAGGAGAAGCCAGCAAAGCCUCUGACCGUUAAAUACGGCUCCCUGGAAAUCGACGAGCUGGGCAAAGUGUUCACGCCGACGCAGGUGCAGAAUCGACCCACCUGCAUCGAGUGGGAAGGAUGUGACCCCAGUAAGAUGUACACUCUGGUCCUGACCGACCCCGAUGCUCCCAGCAGGAAAGACCCCAAGUUCAGGGAGUGGCAUCACUUUCUGGUGGUCAACAUGAAAGGGAAUGAUGUGUCCUCUGGGUGCGUCAUGUCAGACUACGUGGGCUCUGGUCCUCCCAAAGGCACAGGUCUCCACAGGUAUGUGUGGCUGGUGUACGAGCAGUCAGGCAGCCUGUCCUGCUCCGAGAGCGUCCUCACCAACCGCUCUGGAGACGGCCGCGGCAAGUUCAAGAUCCUGAGCUUCAGGCAGAAAUACAACCUGGGAGCCCCGGUGGCGGGAACCUGCUACCAGGCUGAGUGGGACGACUACGUCCCCAAACUGUAUGAGCAGCUGGCUGGAAAAUAAAUAAAAAGACUUGACUCUAGAACACGCAAGACAAGGAAUUACCAUGGAGGCUGAUGGUCUAUAGGAGAUUCCCAUUCUUGCAAGAGGCAAAAAACCCCAACAGUAACAAGCCUUUUUUUUUUUUGUGAGUGUGCCACUGAAUAGUUUCUGAAUAAUUCCAUGCUGUGACAAAAAUAGCAACUCCUCUGCAAGUCACCCACACUUAUCUGCAAUAAAUCUGUAAAACCC
Messenger RNA from Toxotes jaculatrix (banded archerfish), 868 nucleotides. It is a transcript of the gene pebp1, whose product is annotated as phosphatidylethanolamine binding protein 1. Gene Ontology annotation, biological process: negative regulation of MAPK cascade. The transcript is spliced from 4 exons. The record is from RefSeq and is a predicted model, not a curated record. NCBI's taxonomy places the organism in Eukaryota, Metazoa, Chordata, Actinopteri, Toxotidae. Bases 77 to 640 code for a protein of 187 amino acids.